This is a messenger RNA of Suncus etruscus (white-toothed pygmy shrew), 5715 nucleotides long. Its product is annotated as TP53-binding protein 1-like. Gene Ontology annotation, cellular component: nucleus. Gene Ontology annotation, molecular function: histone binding. Gene Ontology annotation, biological process: DNA damage checkpoint signaling; positive regulation of transcription by RNA polymerase II. Lineage: Eukaryota; Metazoa; Chordata; Mammalia; Eulipotyphla; Soricidae. The record is from RefSeq and is a predicted model, not a curated record.
AGCCUUCCCGCCGGCAUGCCCGGGGAGCAGAUGGACCCGACUGGAAGUCCGUUGGAAUCGGGUUUCUCUCAGCAAGACACCCCUUGUCUCCUCAUCGAAGACUCCCAGCCUGAAAGCCAGGCUCAAGAUGAUGCUGAUGUUGCUGCUGCAGCUGGUGGUUCUCGCUUCCCUCUCCUCUCUCGGCACCUCCCGCAUCUACUACCGGCACACAAAGACGACCCCGAGUUGGAUGUUGCAUCUAAUCCCAAACAAGCAGUUGAAGAAGAGCAAGGAGACAAUAAUGGUGAACAUAUGAAAGAAAAAGUGGAAGAACCUAUGGAUUCUUCUCAUUUGGACACAUGUGGUUUCAUCAGUCCGGUGAUAGAACAGUUACCUCAGCGAAAGAGAACAAGCAGUAUUCUGGAAAUGCCGGUAGAAUCUGCUCCUAUGGAAGAAAAGGAAAAAGAGAUGGGAGAGAAAGUACAAGAUGAAAAGGAAGAAGAUAAUCUGGAUGAGAUCACACACUCCCUUGAUGGUGAAGAUCCUGCUUCAUCACAGUUAGGCUUUGGUGUUUUGGAACUUUCCCAGAGCCAGGAUGUUGAAGAAAAUACUGUGCCAUAUGAAGUAGAAAAAGAACAUGUCAAGUCAGCGACCACCAACUCUGGGUAUACUGGGCUGUCCAAUGUUGAUGCUAAUAUUGCAACGAAACUUAAAGAACAGUCUAGUGAUGCUCUCUCCAUGGCAGAACAACCCAACAAGGAUGUCACUGCCAAUAAGGAUAUAAAGGUGGCAAAAGAGCAAAAUCCCCUACUUGCAAGGUCAGAGAACAUGAUUACUAGUUCCAAAGUAUCUCUUGCUAUGGAAGCAAAACAACUAUCUGCUCAAGAACAUCUGGAAAGUGGACUGCAGGUUGAGAAGUCACCAGAGCCUCGGUCUACUCAGGAAGACAUGUUUGACCAGAGCAGUAAAACAGAUUGUUCCACUCCUUCAAGAGAAGAUGGUGGGUGUUCUCUGGCCUCCACACCUGCCACUACUCUGCACCUUCUGCAGCUUUCUGGUCAGCGGUCUAUUGUUCAGGACAGUCUUUCUACAAAUUCUUCAGAUCUUGUUGCUCCUUCUCCUGAUGCUUUCCGGUCUACUCCUUUUAUUGUUCCAACUAGUUCCACAGAACAAGAAGGGAGAAAAGAUGAUCCAAUGAAUAUGUCAGUGUUACCUGAAGAAGGAGGAGAAUCUUUUCAGAAGAAAUUUACACCAGUAGAGAUAGAUAAUCAUCCUCUUCCAGCUGAGCCUAUUAUAUCAACACCAGUAUCUCAGAGCACACCAGUACCUGGGUCACUCCCUGUCCCAACCCAACCAGAGUUUUCUCAUGACAUUUUCAUUCCAUCUCCAAGUUUAGAAGAACCAUCAAAUGAUGGGAAAAAAAGUGGGGAUUUGCAUAGUUCCUCUUUGACUGUUGAGUGUUCUAAAACAUCAGGAAUUGGACCACAGAAUUCUACAGAGGAUAUUGGGCUAUCGCUGACAGGGGAUUCUUGUAAAUUGAUGCUGUCUGCGAGUGAGUAUAGUCAGUCCCCAAAGAUGGAGAGUUUGAGCUCUCAUAGAAUUGAUGAAGAUGGAGAAAACACACAGAUUGAAGAUACAGAACCCAUGUCUUCUGUUAUUAAUUCCAAGCCAGUUCCUGCUGAAAACAGUAAUGUCUUAAGGAAUCCAGAACAAGAUGAACAAGUAGAACUGAGUCAGAAUGAUGACAGAGAAAAGGGAGAAGACAUGGAAACAAGAGAUGGUAGUAGCAUUUUAACUACUGAUUGCAAAGGUAGAGAAGAUAGUGUAGCAGAAGAUGUCUGUAUUGAUCUCACAUGUGAUUCAGGGAGUCAGGCAGUUCCUUCUCCAGCUACUCGAUUUGAAGCACUCUCUAAUGUGUUAGAUCAGGAAGAAGCUAUGGAAAUAAAAGAUCAUCAUCCAGAGGAAGGGUCGACAGGUUCUGAUGUGGAAGAAAUCCCUGAGACUCCACGUGAAAGUCAAGAAGAGGAGCCUAAAGAAGAAGAAAUGGAGAGUGAGCCACUCCAUCUUUCUCUCGCUGAAACCCAAUCCCAAGGAUUGUGUCUUUCAAAGGAAAUUGCCAAACAAGAGUGCCAGGACACUAUGGAAGUUGAAACCAGUGUGAUUAGUAUUGAUUCUCCUCCAAAGCUCCCAGUAUUUGACCAAGAAUUAGAACAUAAGGAUCAGGAAGCUUGGGAAGAAGCCACAUCAGAGGAUUCAAGUGUUGUCAUCGUAGAUGUGAAAGAACCAUCUCCAAGAGGUGAUGUUUCCUGUGAACCUUUGGAAGGAGUAGAGAAAAGCUCAGAUUCCCAGUCAUGGGAGGAUGAUGCUCCAGAAAUGGAACCAUGUGCUGAGAAUAGGUCAGAUCUCCAAGAGGAAAAGAAUGCAGACAGUGAAAGAGGUUUGAAAUCAGUGACUGCAGAAAAGGAAACUAUUGAGGCAGACUCCCCACAGCCUCUCUUGACUAUCCUAAGAAUGGAUGAUGCCCUGAGAUGUAAUGAAGAGAUGCGGCAGACUCAAUCUCAAGAUAGAAAAGAUAACACCUUAAUAGAAAACUCAAAAAUGGCUAAUGCAAACCAGCUGGGUGCAGGUAUAGAGGCCCAGCAGCUGGAUAAGGCUCAUGCAUCACAAAGCUUCUGUGAAAGCUCUAGUGAAACUCCAUUUCAUUUCACUUUGCCUAAAGAAGGUGAUAUUAUCCCACCAUUGACAGGUGCAACUCCACCUCUUAUUGGCCACUUAAAAUUGGAGCCUAAAAGGCAUAGUACUCCUAUUGGUGUUAGCAGUUACCCAGAAAGCACUGUAGCAGCCACUGAAGUGAUGUCUGAAAGUAUGGUGGAGAUGAAUGAUCCUGUACAUGAGAAUGAAAAAGGAGAUUUUGGGAUUACCCCAGAAACAGAUAAGUUGUCUCUAAGAAUGAAACUGGUGACUCCUGAGACUGAGGAAAGUGAAGAAUCUUUGCAGUUUACCCUGGAAAAACCUACAAUUGGUGUAAGAGAAAGCAGAUCUGCUGCUGUUGCUGAGGCUGUUGCCAGUCCUCAGAAGACCGUGUCUGUGUUUAGCUCUGAAACUCGGCAACAUAAUGAGGCUCGAAGUCAAGAUUCCCAUUCUGCACCCAUCAGGGGGAACUUGCUUCGUUUUCCAAGUACUCAAGAAGACAAAGAAAAAUUGGGAUCUGCUAGUCCUGCCAGGGACCAUACUUUUCCUUUCUCCCAGCGGAUGACUAUACAGAGGUCAUCUAGUCCUCAAGAGGAAGCAAUGGAGACAGGUGUCCCAGAAGGCCAGCAAGAAGGACAAAAUAAUAAUUGGGAAAAACCUGUUAAGGCUUUGAUUGAAAGGCCCAGCCAAAAUAACAUAGGAAUCCAGACAAUAGAACAUUCCCUUUCGGCCCCAGAAACUGUUUCAGCAGCAACUCAGACUGUAAAGAAUGUUUGUGAACAGUGGACGAGUACAGUGGACCAGAACUCUGGAAAGCAAGAUGCUACAGUUCAGACUGAGAGAGGGAGUGGUGAAAAGCCAGUCAGUGCUUCUGGGGAUGAUACAGAGUCACUGCAUAGCCAGGGAGAGGAGGAGUUUGAAAUGCCUCAGCCUCCACAUGGCCAUGUCUUGCAUCGCCACAUGAGAACAAUUCGUGAGGUUCGCACACUUGUCACUCGUGUUAUCACAGAUGUGUAUUAUGUGGAUGGAACAGAAGUAGAAAGAAAAGUGACAGAGGAGACUGAAGAGCCAAUUGUAGAGUGUCAGGAAUGUGAAACUGAAGUUUCCCCUUCACAGACUGGGGGUUCUUCAGGCAAUCUGGGGGAUAUCAGCUCCUUCUCCUCCAAGGCCUCCAGCUUACACCACACGUCAAGUGGGACAAGUCUCUCAGCCAUGCACAGCAGUGGCAGCUCAGGGCGAGGAGCCGGACUACUCAAAGGGAAAACCAGUGGGACAGAACCUGCAGAUUUUGCCUUGCCCAAUUCCCGAGGAGGCCCAGGAAAACUGAGAGAGACAGCUGUUCCUGGCCCUUUGGGCAUAGAGGACGCUUCACCUAAUAUGUCACCGGAUGAUAAAACCUUCACCCGCAUUGUGUCCCGAGUGCCAGAUUCCACCAAACGAGCAGAUGUGGGUGCUGGCACCUUGCGUCGGAGUGACUCUCCUGAGAUUCCUUUCCAGGCCGCUGCUGGCCCUUCUGAUGGCCUAGAUGCUUCUUCUCUGGGGAAUAGCUUUGUAGGGCUUCGUGUUGUUGCUAAGUGGUCAUCCAAUGGUUAUUUUUACUCUGGAAAAAUCACACGAGAUGUGGGAGCUGGGAAGUAUAAAUUGCUCUUUGAUGAUGGGUACGAGUGUGAUGUGUUGGGCAAAGACAUUCUGCUGUGUGACCCCAUUCCACUGGAUACUGAAGUGACAGCACUCUCAGAGGACAAGUAUUUCAGUGCAGGAGUGGUCAAAGGUCACAAGAAGGAGUCUGGAGAGCUGUACUACAGCAUUGAAAAAGAAGGACAGAGGAAGUGGUAUAAGCGGAUGGCUGUCAUCCUUUCCUUGGAGCAAGGGAACAGACUGAGAGAGCAGUAUGGCCUUGGUCCAUAUGAGGCAGUAACACCCCUCACAAAGGCAGCAGAUAUCAGCGUAGACAAUUUGGUAGAAGGGAAGCGGAAACGACGCAGUAACAUUAGCUCCCCAGCUACCCCUACUGCUUCUGGCAGUAGCAGCACAACCCCUACCCGUAAGGCCACAGACAGUCCUCGAGCCUCCGUGGGAGCUACUUCAGGCAAAAGAAAACUGAUGGUUUCUGAAGAGGAACGGUCCCCUGCCAAGCGAGGUCGGAAGUCUGCCACUGUGAAACCUGGUGCGAUGGGGGCAGGAGAGAUUGUGAGCCCCUGUGAGGCUGGAGACAACAUGGGUGAAACAUCCACCCUGGAGGAGCAGAGAGGGCCAUUGCCCCUCAACAAAACCUUGUUUCUGGGUUAUGCCUUUCUCCUCACCAUGGCAACCACCACUGACAAGUUGACCAGCCGCUCCAAACAACCAGAUGGUCCUCCAGGAAGCAGUGAGGAAGAGGAGGAUAUUUUAGAAAUUCCUCCAUUUAACAAGCAGUACACUGAAUCUCAGCUUCGAGCAGGAGCUGGCUAUAUUCUUGAAGACUUCAAUGAACCCCAGUGCAACACAGCCUACCAAUGUCUCCUAAUUGCUGAUCAGCACUGUCGAACCCGGAAGUACUUCCUGUGCCUUGCCAGUGGGAUCCCUUGUGUCUCUCAUGUAUGGGUCAAUGACAGUUGUCAUGCCAACCAGCUACAGAAUUAUCGAAAUUACCUGCUGCCAGCUGGGUACAGCCUUGAAGAACAAAGAAUUCUGGAUGAUAUUGCAUUAGGUGUGUUUGAUGUGGUGGUGACGGAUCCUUCAUGCCCGGCCUCGGUGCUGAAGUGUGCGGAAGCAUUGCAGUUGCCCGUGGUGUCACAGGAGUGGGUCAUCCAGUGCCUCAUCGUUGGGGAGAGAAUUGGAUUUAAGCAGCAUCCAAAAUACAAACAUGAUUAUGUUUCUCACUAAGGAUACUUGUUCUUACUGGUUUUAUUCCCUGCCGUUGUGGAGAUUGUGUUUUAAUGAGGUUUUAAGUGUGUCUUUGUGUGUAACUGGAUUCUUUGCAUGGAUCUUGUAUAUAGUUUUAUUUGCUGGACUUUUAUGAUAAAAUAAAUGUUGAAUCUCUUUGGUUGUAAAAAAAAAAGAAAA